UUAUUACUUUUAUCAGUUCUGUUUUUGUUCUCCAUUUAGUUGGAUCAUAAUUGCCUCAUGCUGUCAACCGGCUAUUCUAAUUGGGUGAAAGGAAAAAGUUCUAGUGAUAACAUAUCACGGACAACAACAAAUGUCAAUGUUUAAAAAUAAAUCAAAAAAUGGCAUGUAAACUAGCGAAAUCCAUACAUAUGUCAUGAACAUAUGUGAAAAGUGAAAGAUAACGCGGACGAAAAGAUCAAGGGGUGAUGUGGGAAAGAGAAAAAGUGGAUGACAAGUAAAUUUGCGAAAAAUGUGAGCAAGGCUUCCUCAAAAACGCAGUCGAUAAAUGCAACGGUCGAAAGAACGAAUGCAAUGGUAGUACGUCUAAGAAUUUGCAUUGCGGAGUAAAUUCAAAUAAUAGCAAUUACGAAAUCCAAUUAUUUCCCCAAAUAUUCUUCCUCCAAAGAAUAUUCAUUGAAAGUUAUAAAACGGCAUGCUAGGUCGCAGUGAAGUGGUUUGCACUAAACAAUUACGAAUAGCUUUGUCAACGAAUAAGUACAUACAUUAAAUAACAAGAGAUUCCUUAUUCUCUAAAAGUUGCUUAAAACAUAUUUUUUGUCGUUACCAAAAUGUUGACCUUAUAUUAUGCCAGUGCUACUUUUCUGCAGUCGCAGCGCAUUAAAAACGUGUGUACCAAGAUAUGCCAGCAAUUGGCUCAAAAGUCGAGCAUAGCUUUCUAUACUUUGCCCACAGGAACUGACGACGGUUUUGAUCCUACUUUAGCUGCAUCUGACUUGUGCUACAAUCGAAAUGCAGCGCGUGUUACCGAAAUACUUUGGUUAAAUGGCGUGCAUCGAGGCUGCUGUCUAUCACCGAUGCAGGUUGUUCAACUUAUGCCAUGGAUAUCAUUUGGAGAAAAUUCAGUGUCGCCAGAAACCAUGCUGUUACCCUUUGCGCAUUCAAAUGCUCCAGCAGCUUUGUUGGAACGUUUAGCGGGCUCAAGCAAAGGCAAAAUUUUGCAUCUACUAUUGGAGACUGAAACUCAACCUAGUAAUGAAAGUGACCUGGUGGAUUCUGUGCGGAUUGAAAAUUUUGGUAAGCUAAUAGCAUGGAAGGUUGACUCCCAUCUUGCUGUGCUCAUUGAGACUGAUGUGGAGCAUUUCACCAAAUUAUUGUUGUCCACAUACUUACAAAAUAAUUUCCUCAUAAAUGAUCAGCUACAAUUACUGAGGAUUGAGUCAAUUAACUAUGAAGGCAAGCCACAGCCAUUGAACAUGUUGGCAAGCCAUUUGCGAAAGCCCGUACGUCAUACCGAGCAGAAGUUAAGUGAAGAGGAGUGGCAGAGGCAUUUAGAUGACUUGCGCGCGUUAAGCGUUUUAGCCCAUCAAGCCACCGAAUUUGAAAGUCAAAAGGGUCGUGUUGAAGGAAAAGUUACUAGCGCCGUCCCAGUAAAGCCAGACCUAAUACCUUACGAGCAGCAGAAAGUUGCUCUGGAGAAAGAGCCUAAAGCUAGUGGCACGCAAGAAGUAGAGACCGCAGAAGUUGCCACUGCCGGCAAAUCUUCUACUACAACGCCCAGCACUAAAACAGCCUCAACAGCCACACCUACCAAAUCUACGGUUUGUACAAAAGUCCCUAGUGAAACUGAAACAUCGGCUAUGACCUCUUCACCUUUGGCAAAAAUGCGCGCUAAACCGACUGAAGUUAAGAAACCAGGUGCUGCAAAGAACACUGUUGGUGGCACUACGGCGGAGAGUCGUUUUAAAACCACAAAGAUCUCUGAACCUCUUCACAAUACGUCUAAGUCGUCACUGACAACAGAAACUUCUGAAGUGAAAUCAUUAGGAAAAACACCGGAACUUCGAUUCAUGGAUACACCAAUUACCAUAUCUGCGGCUGCUGCCGUCAUUACAACUACCACAGCACACGCCAAAAUGCCUUCCAGCAUUGUCGAAAGUAAACCUAGUGAAUUAGUUAAGUUGGCCUCGGCAGCGGUGUCGACAAUGAAACAAAAAUCUCCGGUCUCUGAAGUAACGCAACGGCCACCGAAUGUAAAUAAGACUAAUGGAAGCGGUUCGACCACUUCUGCAACAACAAACUCAACUGCGUUAUCUGGCAAUGACGCUACAAAGCGUCCAAGCUUAAAAAGACAUAAAGCAGAUUCUCGUCCAAGUAAACCAACCAAUAUAUUUGUGUAUUCCGAGAGCGCAAGUUCUCGUGAGGGAACACUAACUACGCUCAAGGAGAUUUUGGAACGCGACAAGUACACAGUCUAUGCAAUGUCCCCUCAGCAAUUGUCACAACAAUUUUGGAUGGAAAACACUGCUCUCUUGGUGGUUUGUGGCACUGUACCUACAAACAUUGGUGAAAUAUUAGUUGACUAUUUUUUGUGUGGCGGUAAAGUACUGUCGCUGUGCUCGGAUAUUUUGAAUUUUGUGUUGCCCAACUAUCGAACCGCCGAGGUUCGUGAAAACGAACUUGUACAGUUCUCGUAUGAUAAAUGGCAUAAAAUCAAAAUGAUGCAUCACAUUUUCUGUUAUCAACCUUCGCCGGUUAAGAAAAACUUUUCCACGGAUAGCGACGAUGCCACACAGUCCAGCGCUAAAAAANGAGCUCUAGUGUGUCCAAGGUCUGUCGAAUUGCGGGAUAUGCAUGGCGAAAUGCACAAUCUGGAUGUGAAGGUCCUGGGAACCGAGGAAACGUGGAAUACCCCGAGUUUGUUGUUGGCGAACAAUGUGCGGAGUGGAGGGCGAGCAGUUUUCUCGCAGGUACAUUUGGAAACCAAUCCUUCGCAAUUCGAAAUGGAUGAUUCGAAGUACAAGAUUUUAAAGCAGAACGAAAAAGUGCGUUUAGAAAUUUUAGCUGAUCUAUUGAGCAAGCAUUUGGAUGUGAGCGUACAGAAAAAGUCCGAGGCCACAAGUGAUGCCAAAUGUACCUAUCAGGAAGCAUAUUUUCUUGGACGACACGAAUCUAAAUUCGAAUUACUGGAGAAGCUAAAAGAAUCUGGUGCUGCCGGCAACAUUAUCACCACUUCCAAACUGACCAUGCAGUUCUGCGGCAAAGGCGAUAAAGCUAAAAGCGCCAAUACCAAUGUGCUUCCAAUACUUAUACAUUCCUGUCCUGAAGAUUUUUCAACAGUUGCAUAUUUUGAUAAUCUAAAAACAAACUACAUUGGACGCCUUCUCAUUUACGCGCCCAUUAUUAGUACCAGCAUGAAUGUUAUCAGUGAUUUGGAGUUAAUAAAUGGUAUUGCAGUUUUGGUGCGUCAACAAACGGAAGGUGUGGGACGAAGUAACAACCAGUGGCUUAGUCCACUAGGAUGCGCCAUGUUUUCCAUACAAUUGCAUAUUUCGUUGGAUUCACCGCUAGGUGGACGUCUGCCGCUGCUGCAACACAUUAUAGGAUUGGCUAUGGUGAAUACAUUAAAGGGCAAUAAAUUAUAUAAGGAUCUUGACAUCCGUUUAAAAUGGCCGAAUGACAUAUAUGCAAAUGGAGUACAAAAGAUUGGUGGUCUUAUUGUGAAAACAACAAUAUUCGGUUCUAAAAUCAUUGUAAAUUUAGGAUGCGGUAUGAAUUUGGACAACGAAAAGCCAACGACUUGCAUCAAUAGUAUGAUUAGAGAAAAUAACACCACAAAGCGUACGAAUAUGCCGUUGAUAAAAUAUGAGCAGUUCGUUGCAAUGACAUUUAAUGAGAUUGAAAGGCUUCUGGAGGUUGUACAAUCUGGCGAUUUUGAAUAUUUUUAUGAGCUAUACUAUACACAGUGGUUGCACGACUUACAAAAAGUAAAGAUAUGCGACAAAGCUGGAAAUAAAGAGGAGGCGACUGUCAUUGGUAUUGAUGAUGUUGGCUUUCUAAGGGUUAGAUCCGCUGAUGGUGUAAUACAAACUGUACAACCAGAUGGUAAUAGUUUUGAUAUGCUUCAAGGUUUGAUAAUACCCAAAUUCAAUUAAAUAUGGUAAUAGCUAAAUUUUAUCGAAAAAUAUUCGUGCUUCAUGGAAUCCGUUUUGAUUAUGUUUGUAUUAAAAGUGCAUUUAAAAUUUACCUAAUCUCCAAUGUAAGUUUUGAUAGUCCAAAGUAUAUAAUUAGAUGAUAGAUAAAAGGCAGAUGUAGUGACACGUUAGAAUGUUCAAACAGAAACAAUACUCAUAAAGGCAAUUCUGAACUAUAUAAUGAUAUUUAAAUCUAUACACUAUACUAUGUAUAAAUGCUGAUCUUAAAUAAAUUUAUAGUUAGACUACGAUUACUGAAAUAUACUUCGGCAAAUAUAGCACGCAGCCUCCUUCUUUGUAAUAUUUAAAUCUAUUUUUUAUUGAAAGCAAUUAAUAAUAGCAUCACAGCCUAAAAAUGUAAUGUUUUCAAAAGGAUAAAAAUAAAUUAUGAAUAGAAGAUUAUUUAACAAAAUAACUUUUAGUAAUUCUCAGUAGUUAUGGAUUUACUAAUAUCGGUUGUCAUUGAUAGUCUAAUUAGAUAUAUGUAAAUGUGUUUAUUCUACUGAUUUGGUAAUUUUAUUGUUAAAAUAUAUGCAAAAAUUCAUAUUACAAUCUAUUAUAUGCAUAUGCUCGUUGUCCUAUAUACUCAUGAAAAGUUUAACUAUUAAAAAUAAAAUUACGAACUAAAAACAAAAAAAAAAUUGUUUUACUAGCAUUCAACCUCUGUGGCUGAGUGAUUAGAGGCGCGUACAACCACUCCGUAGGAUCUGGGUUCGAUCCAUGGUCCGGGUAACAUAUAAGAGAGAAGGUAUUUUGUCAUGAAAAGGCUUCU
Molecule: messenger RNA, 4743 nt
Organism: Rhagoletis pomonella (apple maggot)
Lineage: Eukaryota; Metazoa; Arthropoda; Insecta; Diptera; Tephritidae
Gene: Hcs
Exons: 14
Coding region: 609-3932 (1107 amino acids)
Biological process (GO): protein modification process
Cellular component (GO): cytoplasm
Molecular function (GO): biotin--[biotin carboxyl-carrier protein] ligase activity
Source: RefSeq, a predicted model, not a curated record